Oppiella nova is the source of this 405-nucleotide messenger RNA. Lineage: Eukaryota; Metazoa; Arthropoda; Arachnida; Sarcoptiformes; Oppiidae. The record is from the annotation of a GenBank genome assembly.
AUGGAUCAACAACGCUGCAUUGGUAAAGCGAAUGAUCUUCCAUGGCAUAUUUCAGCAGAUCUUAAACACUUCAAAGAAAUCACCCAAGGCGGUGUUGUGGUGAUGGGACGUAAAACGCUUGAAUCGAUGGGACGUGCAUUACCUAAACGUGUCAAUUGGGUAAUUACCCGUGAUCAGGAUUGGAACUUUGCUGGGGUUAAAACGGCCCAUAGUAUAGAUGCUGCUUUGGAGCAAGCGAUUCCUGAUGUAUUGGCAUCAGAAAAACCUGCCAGUAUCUUUAUCAUUGGUGGUGGUGAAAUUUUUAAACAAACCAUGCACAUUGCUGAUCGUUUAGAGCUCACCCACAUUGAGCUCGAUGUACAAGCCUGUGGUUUUGUUUCGCGAUUUGGAUUCAACACCCCUUAG